Molecule: messenger RNA, 1299 nt
Organism: Parathielavia appendiculata
Lineage: Eukaryota; Fungi; Ascomycota; Sordariomycetes; Sordariales; Chaetomiaceae
Exons: 1
Coding region: 134-1195 (353 amino acids)
Source: RefSeq, a predicted model, not a curated record
CACCAAACCCAGACGUAUAGCUUCAGCUUCACAGUCAAUUCGGCUCAGUUGGGCCAAGAGUUAGUUAGGAUUGCGCCAAGCACCCUCCUUCUCUGCGCUCAACACUGACAACCACAGCCUCAGAUCACUCACCAUGGCGUCCUUCUCCAGGGGCCUCGGCCCCCGACUCGUGUUUCUCAUCCGGCAGCAAGCCCCAUGCGAAUGCGCCGCCGCCGAAGCACAAGUACGCCAGCUCCUCCGCGCCCGCUUUUCCACCGCCCGCCUCCUCCAGAAAGCCGCUCGCUCGUCCCGCCCAGUUCCAAAACCCGCAUCCAAACCAUCCGCCUCAACGGCAGCCCCCAAGACGUCGUCCCCUAUCCUCGGCUCAGCAACCGCACAAGCCGCCCGCCCCGCCACCUACGCCGAGCAGCUCGCCCUCAAGGGCCGCACCCUCCUCUACGAAUCGCCCUCACACUUCUGGUUCCGCGCCGGCUGCUUCUCCUCGGCCGCCUUCUGCGUCUCGUACACCGUGUACCAGUACUGGACCGUGAUCCUGCACCCGCCCGAGGGGCUGAUGUGGUGGAUACCGCACGCCUUCGGUGCCAUCCUGGUCUUCAUGGCCGGCAUGGGCGCUUACUUCGUUAUGGGCGCGGGCCGCCUCGUGCGCUCCAUCGAGGCCGUGCCCGCGGCCGCCGUUGUCGCCGCGAAGCAGAUCGCCGCUGCCGGGGCAGCAGCCUCGCAAACGCCGCCAAUCUACAUCGAGGUGGCCACCCGCCGCAUCGUGCCCUUCAUGCCGCCCAAGAAGACGCUGCUUCGACCCGAGGAGGUGCAGUUGCCGUUCCGCAUGUACAGCGUAUUCGCCGGGUCGGGGUCGAGGUUGGCGGUGGCGGCGGCGGCAGGCCACGAGAAUCUGGCGCAGAAGCCGGUGAGCUUGGCGGAGAGGGUGCGCGCGGAGCGGGCGGCGAGGGAGGCCAAGAUUGCCGAGAGGAAGUAUACCAUGGACCACAUCAUGACGGCGCCGUUCCGGGACGCUGCCAAGGCGUUUGGCACGGCGUGGCGCGGCAUCAAGCGGUCGUUUAACCGCGAGGGGUUUGCCAAGAUCCAGCUGGGGAAGCAGGAGUACAAGUUAGAUGUGACGGGAGGGUGGGCGCUGGAUGACGGGAGGGCGAUGGACAGGCUGCUACCAAUCAGGCCGAAUGCGUUGAGGGCGAGAUAGGGAAAUGGGUUUUAAUACCGUUAGUUCGUGCGCUUGUGGGGGGCUACUCUGUAUGAUUCUCUGUUGAUAAUAUACCCUGUAAAGCACUGUAUAGGUGCAACGAG